ACAAUGGAGAGUGCGCUGGCUGUGCCCCGGCUGCCCCCACACGACCCCAGGACGCCGGCGCUGUCGGUGGUGGACAUGCACACGGGCGGCGAGCCCCUGCGCAUUGUGCUGGCCGGGUGUCCGGAGGUGGUCGGGCCCACACUGCUGGCUAAACGGCGCUACAUGCGUCAACACCUUGAUCAUGUGCGGAGACGGCUUAUGUUCGAGCCCCGGGGCCACCGAGACAUGUACGGGGCGGUCCUGGUGCCGAGCGAGCUGCCGGACGCGCACCUGGGGGUCUUAUUCCUGCACAACGAAGGCUACAGCUCCAUGUGCGGCCACGCGGUGCUGGCGCUAGGCCGCUUCGCUCUCGACUUCGGGCUGGUGCCCGCGCCCCCAGCCGGCUCCCGCGAGGCCCGCGUCAACAUCCACUGCCCCUGCGGGCUGGUGGCCGCCUUCGUGGCGUGUGAGGGCGGCCGCAGCUGCGGCCCGGUGCGCUUCCACAGCGUCCCGGCCUUCGUGCUGGCUUCAGAUCUCAUAGUGGAUGUUCCUGGACAUGGAAAGGUGGUAGUGGACAUUGCAUAUGGCGGAGCAUUUUAUGCACUGGUUAGUGCAGAAAAGUUAGGAGGACUUGAUGUGUAUUCUGCAAAGAUGAGGGACCUUGUGGAUGCCGCGAGUGCUGUUACAGAAGCAGUGAAAGUCCAGUUUAAAAUUAACCAUCCUGAGAGUGAAGACCUUGCCUUUCUAUAUGGAACUAUAUUAACAGAUGGAAAAGAUGCUUAUAGUGAGGAACCAACCACCAAUAUCUGUGUGUUUGCAGAUGAACAGGUUGACAGAAGUCCAACUGGCUCAGGAGUGACAGCCCGAAUUGCUUUGCAGUAUCAUAAAGGCCUUCUGGAACUGAACCAGACCAGAACCUUUAAAAGCAGUGCCACUGGCUCUGUGUUCACAGGGAAGGCUGUGAGGGAAGCAAAGUGUGGUGAUUUAAAGGCUGUUAUAGUGGAAGUAUCAGGACAAGCCCAUUACACAGGGGCAGCAAGCCUGACAGUAGAAGAUGAUGACCCACUGAGGGAUGGGUUUCUUCUCAAGUGACCUCUUCCCUGAAUUUCAAGGGCUUUUCUUCUAAAGUAAUUACUAUCUAUAAAUAAUGCUUUCUCUUAAUUAUGUGCAAACCAGUAUUCACUUAUACAU
Messenger RNA from Castor canadensis (American beaver), 1170 nucleotides. RefSeq names its product trans-L-3-hydroxyproline dehydratase (gene L3hypdh). The record is from RefSeq and is a predicted model, not a curated record. NCBI's taxonomy places the organism in Eukaryota, Metazoa, Chordata, Mammalia, Rodentia, Castoridae. Gene Ontology annotation, molecular function: hydro-lyase activity.